Puccinia graminis f. sp. tritici CRL 75-36-700-3 is the source of this 552-nucleotide messenger RNA. RefSeq lists its product as uncharacterized. The record is from RefSeq and is a predicted model, not a curated record. NCBI's taxonomy places the organism in Eukaryota, Fungi, Basidiomycota, Pucciniomycetes, Pucciniales, Pucciniaceae. Gene Ontology annotation, cellular component: preribosome, large subunit precursor. The coding region runs from base 1 to 552 and encodes 183 amino acids. The transcript has 3 exons. Gene Ontology annotation, biological process: ribosomal large subunit assembly.
AUGGUCAAAGGGUAUCCGUUGCAGAUACCCGCUAUCCGUCGCAGAUACCCGCUAUCCGUCGCAGAUACCCGCUAUCCGCUGGCGGAUACCCGCCAGGGCCAACGGAUACCCGCCAGCAGCGAUGGAAGCUCAAGUGAGAGCGAGUCGACCGACAGCAGCUCGUCGUCAUCAUCUAGCUCGGGCUCUUCAAUAAAUCGACCGACGGUGAAACGCGGCCGGUUGGCGAAAAAGCAGAACCUCCAAGCACGGGCCCUGCAACCGCAAGAUGGAGGAGACCCGACGAAUCCACAAUCGAUGAGAAGAUCGCCAUCGCCCGUCGAACAAUUGCCACCUCCUCCUCUCCCAAGCUCCUUCUUCGACCCAGAUCUGGCGCUCCCUUAUCUCGAUUCGUCGCCGGAUAUUACACUGGCUUUGGACGAUCAUCAACUCGUCCUUCAAUCGCUCGACUUGGCUAAGCAGACCCUUCAUCUCGACCCUUCUAUCUGUCCUCAACCUGUUGCCUCUCCCCAAUCCCACGAGGAUGUCGAGAUGUCCGAUGGCGCUGAUUCAUGA